Messenger RNA from Xyrauchen texanus (razorback sucker), 3059 nucleotides. RefSeq names its product bone morphogenetic protein 8A-like. The coding region runs from base 888 to 2255 and encodes 455 amino acids. Gene Ontology annotation, cellular component: extracellular region. The record is from RefSeq and is a predicted model, not a curated record. Gene Ontology annotation, molecular function: cytokine activity; growth factor activity. NCBI's taxonomy places the organism in Eukaryota, Metazoa, Chordata, Actinopteri, Cypriniformes, Catostomidae. The transcript has 7 exons. Gene Ontology annotation, biological process: SMAD protein signal transduction.
GAGGAGGUCACCAAUGUUCAGAUUAUGCCUUCAUUGCAAGCAGCACACAGGCUAAGAAUACCACAGCUCACUGGGAUUUUGAACUUCCAAAACUAGAAAUGGAAAUGGUGAAGCGAUUCUUGUGAACAAAAAAUUUCUUACUCAGUCCUUUAAAGUAUAGUUUUGCUAAAGGUUUUUCAGGAGUCUUGGAUAUUUCCACCCAUUGGAUUAAACCUGCUUUUGAAGACAAAUAUUGGUGGAUUACUGUACCGCAUUUUUUUAACUAUUUAAACAGGAUCUUAUAUCAUACGUUGGAGUAACAGGUCAUACCUUAUAGCAACAAGAGCCAAAGCAUGUGUUGUGUUUGAUCCAGGAACCUUUGAAGACUGAAAACCUUUGAAGGCUGGUGGUUAUGAGGCCCUCUGUUUUUAUUUACUGUACCCAAAGAUUUAAUUUCACAUUCUGACAUUGCUUGCUCAGUAACUACUCUUUACUUACAGUCUUUCCAACUCCCAAGAUCACCCUUGAAAGGAGUGGAGCUAUUAGGAGACAUGUUUGUUUUCUCUCCAAGUUUCUAGGAUGUUGUUUGUCAUCUAACACCCUAAACAAGCUAUGGAUUAUGAGACCGUGUUCUGUAAAUACAGUGACAGCAUGAGGAAUGGCCAUCAAGAGGAAAUAAACUUAGUGUCUCGUAGUAGUAAACAUUGCGCUCUCCAAAAUAAUGACUACUGCAAUGGAAUCUGAGUUGCUUAGAGAUUUGAGUGUUGCUCAAACUUCCAAAUAGUAGUCCAGCCCAUUCCAGAGAGGAACGACAUCUUUUAAACACUCAGAGAAUCUUGAAGGACAAGAACGAAGCUUUGGUAGAGCAGAAAACUACAGAAGGAACACAGUAGUCUAAAGCAGAACCAAUGGAACAGAGCUCUUCCAACCGCAGUGCCACACCAAUGGACAAACAAGAGGUUGUGGCUGAGUUUGUACCCUCACACCACAGCAGAGGGAGGAAGGACCAAAUCCGAGGCCGGCAACGACUCUUCCCUCUAGCGGUCUUCCUCCCUCUGUGCAUGCUGCUGUGCGUUUGGGGUCAGGUGGAAGGAGUGGUUCAUUCCAGCUUCCGCAGACUGAGCGGUCGGGAAAAGAAGGAGAUGCAGAAGGAGAUUUUAUCCAUUUUAGGGCUGCCGGGGCGACCAAGGCCACAUCCACCCCUGCGGCCUCCUUCCUCUGCCCCACUCUUUAUGCUGGAUCUGUACCAUGCCGUAUCAUCUGAGGGUGAAGAUGGACCAGACUUGGGCUUCAAUCCAGAAGGAGUCAGCCAUGCCGCACUGCCCACAUUAAGCACACACACUCCACCCCUUGGCACAGUGGUCAGUGAGGCAGAUACUGUCAUGAGCUUCGUCAACUUGGUGGAGCAGGAGAAGGAUUUGCUCCAGCCUCGGCCUUACUGGAAAGAGUUCCGCUUCGAUCUGACCCCACUGCCUCAAGGAGAGACGGUCACCGCCGCUGAAUUUCGUAUCUAUAAAACUCUUCCCAUGGGCUGGCGGGCAAACCGCACUCUCCAUAUCUCUGUGUAUGAAAUCCAGAAGGAGAAAAGACAGAGGGAGCCAGAGUUGGUACUGUUGGACAUGCAGUCAGUGCCUGCAGGUCAAGAGGGCUGGCUGGCAUUCGAUGUGACUUCUGCAAGCAAUCGCUGGCUUCUCCAUCCUCGAAGCAACCUGGGCAUCCGCCUUUAUGUGGAAACUGAGGAGGACCGGUCGCUGUCUGCCGGGUGGGUGGGUUUGGUGGGUCGGCGAGGUCCGCGCUCUAAGCAGCCCUUCAUGGUGACAUUUUUCAGGGCUAGUCAUGUCCCCUGCCGCCCACCUCGCGAUGUGAGACACAACAAUCCACGCAAGAAAAAACACAAGUACGACCUGCCACACCCAAACAGACCCGGCAUAUUUGAUCAAAAUCAUGCCAGCAGUGGACGCCAGGCCUGUAAGAAACAUGAACUCUAUGUUAGUUUCAGUGAUCUUGGCUGGAAGGACUGGGUUUUGGCUCCUCCAGGUUACUCUGCAUAUUAUUGUGAUGGGGAAUGUGACUAUCCUCUGGGCUCCUGUAUGAAUGCCACAAACCAUGCCAUGAUACAGCUACUGGUUCAUCUUCUAAGACCAGACGAAGUGCCCAAGGCCUGCUGUGCUCCAACCAAACUCAGUUCUGUUUCUGUGCUCUUCUAUGAUGACAACAACAACGUUAUUCUCAAGAAACAUCGAAAUAUGGUGGUGAAGAACUGUGGCUGCUUAUAACCUUUUCUCUUGUUCAUCCCAUUUCAAAUCACUGAAGCAAUAUUUGUAAUAUACAAUGUAUUUUUAAGAUAAAAUUGAGUGCUCUUGUCCCAAUUGAUUGACAUAAUUUAAGUGUCAUGAUGAUAAGCAUACUUUUAUUAUAUAUAAGACUUAUUUUAUUAUGAAAAAAGGGAAAUUAUUUGUAUUAUUUUGUACAUUUUUUCUCACAUUGUCUUAUAAAAUGUAUCAGUUCUCAAAGUUUUUUAAAGUAAUAUUAAAACAGGGAGGAGGCUUCGGGGAAGACCCAGGAUUAGGUGGAGAGAUUACAUCUCCACACUGGCCUGGGAACGCCUCGGGGUCAGAGCUGGUUAAUGUGGCUCGGGAUAGGGAAGUUUGGGGCCCCUUGCUGGAGCAGCUGCCCCCGCGACCCGACUUCGGAUAAGCGGUUGAAGAUGGAUGGAUGAAUGAAAACAGGAUCCCUUUCAAGGGACCCCCUGUGUAAGAAAAGUAGUAAACAUAUUAUAAAGACUUCUUGUUUGCCAAAUUAAAUAGUGCCUUAAUAUUGUCAUUGUACUAAAGCCAAAAUAAAUUAUUAAAAUAUUAUCUGUAAAAUAUUUACUUAAGUUGACAUUGUAUUGUUCUCAUGCUUGAGUAAUGCUAUGCUUAUGAUGUUAGAUGUUUAAACCCGAAGAGAAACAUUUUCAAUUCAAUUCAAUGUAAAAAAAUAAUUAUAUGAAUAUUUAUUUUUAUUGUGAAAAGCGCUAUAUAAAUACAUUUGUAAGAGUAUACAAUAAAACACUAAAUAUUGUUUUAAAGCAGCUUUAC